Molecule: messenger RNA, 695 nt
Organism: Galendromus occidentalis (western predatory mite)
Lineage: Eukaryota; Metazoa; Arthropoda; Arachnida; Mesostigmata; Phytoseiidae
Exons: 4
Coding region: 104-634 (176 amino acids)
Source: RefSeq, a predicted model, not a curated record
AGCCUUUUCGCGGCGGAGGAAAGCUCGAAUAUUAAUCCAUCGAGCUCAAAUUUCAUCCACCACUACACCGACGUCGCUUCGGCUCCCGACAAUUCAAGGUCCGAUGUCGGCUUACGCCAUGAGGUCGGUUCUGGCGGUUUUCAUAGUUUCUGUCGCCGUUUCCUGCUGCGAGGGUGCUUGUGAUGGGGGACUCCUAGAUUGGAGCAAUGUGAGAGAAUUGACUUUCCUACGGGGCGAGAAGACGAAAUUAGACCCAAAGGGAGUGACUAAUCUGAAGGAGGAAACCCGACUUCAAUGCAUGAGCUUCUACAUAUGCCUAAUCAAGAAGGCCGCAGGCGGGCGCUGCAAGAAACCUGACCAGGGAGCGUACGAUCUUUCAAAAUGGGUGUGCGACGUCGAGUACCAUGAAGGCUGGCUGGUGUGGGUGCUGCUUUCAAAGCUGGAAUGCGAGACUAGCACUGAGGAAUGCGUCGACCCAAACUCGUGCAGCUUGCGAUACGCUCCCGAGCUGACACCGAUAGGGGUCGGUUUGGUCCUGGCGAUUGUCAUCGUUGCCACCUUGCUCUUGGUCGGUGUAUGCUGCGGAAUCGCGAGAUGCUGCUGUCCAUCAGGGAAUCGCAAACAUUCCCGCUGAAAGAAACAUGCACGUUUCAAAUAUAUCCUCUGAGCCGAAUAAAAGUCCUUGACUUCGAUCU